Molecule: messenger RNA, 2607 nt
Organism: Cynoglossus semilaevis (tongue sole)
Lineage: Eukaryota; Metazoa; Chordata; Actinopteri; Pleuronectiformes; Cynoglossidae
Gene: mpv17l
Product: MPV17 mitochondrial membrane protein like
Exons: 4
Coding region: 456-1100 (214 amino acids)
Biological process (GO): mitochondrial ribosome assembly
Cellular component (GO): cytoplasm; mitochondrion; membrane
Source: RefSeq, a predicted model, not a curated record
AAAUUAUUGUUAAUAGCCAUCUAAUUAAUAUUUAAGAUAGAUUAUUAUCACGCUAGCUCUAAUACUGACAAGUAAAUGUACCAAUGGUUGUAAAAGUGGCUCCGCCCUUUGGUCAUUGAUGAUUUCAUAUCAUACGCGUAGAUAGAGGGCGUAGUGAGAGUCAGCUGAUUUCAGAGCGGCUCUCUGUGUCGUUCAUCUGGUAUUACUCCAUAUACAUUCCACUGUAAUUAUACGAUUCCACUUCACUUUUGCCAGCUCUCGUUCACGUUCACAUGCUGUUGUUGUUGGUCGUUUGACAAUCCGUCUUAAUCAUCGAAAAUCGGAUCAGUGCCACGAUAGAGAUGACGCACGUUGCUUAAAAUAACGUUCGGCUUUAGUUAUUAACCGGAUCAAAGUAAGCAUAUCUCCCAUUUCCCCUAUAUUCCCGCGUACUUGUAGCAACAGUUUAAAAAGCAAUGCGACAGGCGUUUCUGAAACAGGUUCGUCGUUAUCCCUGGGUAACUAACGUCACGCUUUACGGCUGCCUGUUCGCCGGCGGGGACUUUGUCCAUCAAUGGCUCUUAAACAGAGACAGAAUGGAUUGGACCCACACCAGGAAUGUGGCCAUCGUCGCCUUCACUUUCCACGGCAACUUUAAUUUUUUCUGGAUGCGGUUCCUGGAGCGGACGUUACCGGGAAACUCGAUGAGGAUGGUCCUGAAGAAACUGCUCGUGGACCAAACCACAGCCGCGCCGCUGGCCACCUCGGUAUUCUACACAGGCCUCAGUGUUCUGGAGGGUAAAGAGGACAUCCUGGAGGACUUCAGAGCCAAGUUUCUGAACACAUACAGGACUGGACUGAUGUACUGGCCAUUCAUGCAGUUUCUGAACUUCUCCUUCGUACCUCUGUACAUGCGCACCACCUACACCGGCUGCUGUGCCUUCGUCUGGGCCAUCUUCAUGUGCUUUUCACAACAGCGAGGCGAUGGAACUGCUUCUGCUGCUCUGGCUUUGAUCUUUUCCCCAAAGGACAAAGAGUCGGAGCCUGAAGAGAGGAAAGUACACACUGAGGUCAAGGGUGUGGCUCUGAAGGAGGAAGCAGUGAAAUCUCCUCAGAACUGAAACAUAUACUUUUUUUUUAAAUUUCAGUCGAACACUGACAGAAUUUUACAUCCUACUGAAACAUGUUAAUGAAUCUAUUUAUAAUAUAUAUUUUAAAUACUUUAUACAUCCUGGUUCACAGCAGAUGACUGAGGAUGUCAGUAGAGUGUGGGACAGAAGCUGUUGUGAUGACGAGGCUCAGGUAACGUUGUCAUACAUUCCUCUGACGUACAUUUGAAACAGUGGUUCUCAAUGUUUUUACACCUCGUACCACCUUUAAAGAAAAAAAUACUUAGAAAAUGGUUUAUUACAUGGUGCUAUGUCAUAGUACUACAACAGCUGGUACUUCACAUUUCAAUUCAAAUGUAAAUCAACUUCUCUCCCUGGUACCACUGAAGGGAGCCAAGGUGCCACCAGACGUAUGCACACCAUAGUUUGAGAACCAUUGGUCAAAAUGAACAUGGUAGAAGUGUGGGACAGACGUCAGUUUCCCCUGUGCUCAGAGGCAGCUAACACAUACGGUAAUAAUUUAUGGACCAAGAUAAUGAGUUAAAAUCCUGAGACGUGUCAAAAGUGUCUCAUUAACUGGAAGAUGGUACUAGUAGCAAUAUUUAGCUAACUGUGAGUCACUGCUGACAAUUUUAUCACGAGGUCAUUUCCAGAUUUUUAGAGGAAAGUUCUAUCUGUCAAAGCCAAAAGGUAAAAAAGGGUAAAAACUCUGGCAUUUUGCAUCAGUGUGUGUUUAAAUAUUGUGAAAAUGUGAGGUUAAUGAAUGUUGUCUCACGUCCUUUUACUUGAAUGUUAAACAGACGCCUGAGUAACAAUGUCAUACCGUUAAAGAGAGCUCUGUUGUUUCUGUUUAUAUUACCAGUUUUACUACACUUUUCUAUGGUUAUGGUGGUGGUUUUUACAGUUCAUCUCUGUAAUAAUGUUACACUAUUGUCUUUUUGUCAUGCUAGUACUUUUUUAUCAAACAUUUAAUUGUUAUAGAAUACACAAAACUCAUGAUAUGGUUAAAGACGACAGCUGUGUGUUACCUACAGUUGGUCCUGAGCUCUUCUCCCACAAAACUGAAGUAUCAGACAUACACAUAUCAUAGUCAAGCCUUACACAAGAAGUCAGACGGACAAGAAAAGUCAUGUAAAGGUAUAAAAAAAAGAAAAGAAAAGAAAUGUGCAUGGAAUUAGCGUUAUGGCAUAAGAACAGACAGUUGUUUUGCUUGUCAGUAGUACGUUGUUGAAAUCGUCUUCCUCUCAUCUUUGGGUUGUAACUGACAGUUUAGAGCAGGGGUGUCAAACUCAUUUUCACCAGUGGGCCGCAUCAGCAGUACGGUUCCCUUUAAAGUUUUUUUGUGUCCUGGCUGCAGGACGCUCCACACAAGUAAACAAACAUUAAACAAGACUUCAAUUUAAAAAGUGCCCCUUAAACCUUUGCAUUUGGUGCGAUAUUAAUUUGCAUUCAAUUCAGUUUCCACACGAAUUGUGUGUGUGUGUGUUUUUGUGUGUAAGAGUGAGUGGUUGGUAUGAGA